Dovyalis caffra is the source of this 369-nucleotide messenger RNA. NCBI's taxonomy places the organism in Eukaryota, Viridiplantae, Streptophyta, Magnoliopsida, Malpighiales, Salicaceae. The record is from the annotation of a GenBank genome assembly.
AUGGAGAAUAGGCUAGACAAACUUGAAUCCGACGUGAAGAAGAUUCUUGGUAUUGAGGGGCAAUUGGAACAGAUCGGUGCCACCUCGCGGAAUCCGAGCACCGCUAGAUCCGGAGCCUCUAUGGCGGCGGACCACGAGGACGAGGUAACUAUGGGGGUGGAGGCUAUCGAGGCGAGAGAAGCUCGAAGGUCGUUGGGGUGUGUUUUGAAGGCGAGGCUCGGGCCGGCUUCGAUUCGAAGAGAGGAGCACGGUCUUUACUACAUGGGAUGCACCGAAAUCCCGAGUGCUACAACGCGAGCUUCGAUGGGGAAGGUGGAUGACGAGACAAUGACGACUGUCUUUGUUAAUGGACUCGAUGAGAAGUUGUGA